CACGGAUUGAACGCUAAAUGUAAACAAAUAUAUCGUUGUGUUUAUCACUGAAUUUGAUCCCAAAUAAACUCUUGUAAACCAUUUGUUUGAUCGCAUUAUGAGAGCUGUUAUACAAAGAGUACAAAACGCUUCGGUCGUCGUGAACGACGAGAUUGUGUCCCAAAUCGGAAGAGGUUUAUGUCUUCUCAUCGGUAUAUCACGUGAUGACAGACCCGAAGACAUGGACUACAUGGUUAGAAAGAUAUUGAGUUUACGUGUGUUUGACAGCGAAGACGGGAAGCGAUGGUCAGACAGUGUGGUCGACAAGAAGUAUGAGAUCCUGAGUGUCAGUCAAUUCACUCUAUACUCUCAUCUCAAGGGAAAUAAACCCGACUUUCAUCACGCGAUGGACUCUAAGAAAUCGCAACUCUUUUACGACCAAUUCGUGACUAAAUUGAGACAAUCCUAUGAAUCGGAUCUAAUAAAAGACGGUGUAUUCGGGGCUCUAAUGGCAGUGAAUAUCUGUAAUGACGGACCCGUUACCAUCACUUUGGAAUCGCCAUCACUUAAACAAUCAUCCGCUCGACACCAGACCACGGAUCAGAUACCAGAUGACAGACCAAACCUGUUGUAAACCAAUUGUAAAAUAUAUGUUAAAUUAAAUUAAAUUGUAAUGAAUAAAAGUUUUAAUUGAAAA
Molecule: messenger RNA, 676 nt
Organism: Medioppia subpectinata
Lineage: Eukaryota; Metazoa; Arthropoda; Arachnida; Sarcoptiformes; Oppiidae
Source: the annotation of a GenBank genome assembly